This is a messenger RNA of Aedes aegypti (yellow fever mosquito), 6775 nucleotides long. It is a transcript of the gene Mhcl, whose product is annotated as unconventional myosin-XVIIIa. The coding region runs from base 1534 to 6078 and encodes 1514 amino acids. Gene Ontology annotation, cellular component: myosin complex. The transcript has 17 exons. Gene Ontology annotation, molecular function: ATP binding; cytoskeletal motor activity; protein binding. The record is from RefSeq and is a predicted model, not a curated record. Lineage: Eukaryota; Metazoa; Arthropoda; Insecta; Diptera; Culicidae.
AUUGAACCGACAGGUUUGCGACACCCCUAGUCUCCAUCUUGCUCCGCCCUGCACAACAGUGAAGUGAAAACAGUGAAAAGUUUAGAUCACCAUCGUUAGUAACGAAAAAUGUGAAAGGUUUACAACAUACAAUCCGUGCAAUUUAAAAAUAUCGAAAAAAUAAGAAAAUAUUGGUACACCAUUAAAAAAAAUUGGUAUAAUAUAAAAUAAAAUGUUCAACUUCAUGAAAAAGGGGGCAGUAGUGUGUGAAGAUCGCGAUGAAAAGGAACGCAAGAAGCAAGAGAAAAAAAUGCGUAAAGAUAACAGAUCCGUGGCUGCCACCGGACAUAUGAGUACAGAGGAACUAUUGAAACUAGAAGAGGUGCGGAAAUCUUUGAGAAUAAGGAAUCGCCGAAAAGUAAAGGAAAGGCUACCCAGCGGCAUCACAGCUGACUACAGCGCAUCAUUCUUUGCUCAUCUCGAUGUUGUACGUGAAUUAGAUCGGGGAAACGAAGAAGCAAUUACGUAUGCCAACACCACUAAAUACAUUGAUAACAGCCAAAAAAAUGUUGUUCCUAUGAGCAACUCACAACCCGACUGUUCUGAAUCCUAUUUUGAUCCUGUAAAUUUCAAACAGCUUACAGAGCCCUACACACAACACAUGCACGGAGCAACAUCCCCUUCACCCAGUGUUGGUAGUUUUACAGAUACUUCGAAUUCGUCAUUCGCAACACCAACAUUUUCCCUGAGUCCUGUUGGAGUUUCUAGAGGAUUGUAUCGAUGGCCACAAUAUUUUGACGAAUUAACACUUCCAUUACCGCCAAUAAAUCUGGUAACAAUACCCCCAGUACGAGAAUUGGUAAUAAAACGGCAAAAAGCACCUAGGAACGAUUUUGGGUUCAGCUUGCGAAAGGCUACGAUUUUGGACCCAGUAAACAGUUUACUAUCACCUAAAUUCCAUUCAGUAAUCUUUGCUGAACCAAGUAACAACGUCAAGGUUUCUACUGGUUUAUUGCCAGGAGAUAUACUUUUGAAAGUAAACGGACUACCUGUACAGGACAUGAACCGAGAGGCAAUUAUAGACAUAAUCAAAAACAGCGGUGAUAGUGUAACUGUUCAGGUACAACCUGUUGCGGAACUUGUAGAACUCUCACGUCGUUGUAUGAUGGAUAGCUGUACUGAUCAAUAUUCUAUCGACAUUGUUGAAUGUAAUACAUUGAAAAGAAGUGCGAACAGGAGGCUGCGUAAUAUCACGUUGGCUCCAGAACAAGUAUUGAAUGAUGACACGGGAACCGAGUGUGGAUAAUACAUCAAGAAGGGUUCACGGCUGCGACAAAGUUGUGUUCGGGAUCAGAAAAAACUACGGUGCAGCUACACCAUAAUGGAGAAAAACUGAGUUUUUAUGAUGAAGACAUUGAGAGGGCCAAUCCAGAAUCAUUGGAUUUAGUAGAAGAUAUUUGUCAACUAAUACACCUGAAUGAAUCAUCGGUAUUGCACGUAUUACGACAAAGAUUUUACAAUAAUCUAAUUCACACCCGAGCUGGUCCAGUUCUGAUGGUUAUCAACCCUAUUGCAUCAUUAUCACUUUAUUCUGAAAAGAUCGUCUCUAUGUUUUGUGGUUGUAAAUCUGAAGACAUGCCGCCUCAUAUAUUUUCGCACGCUCAAACAGCAUAUCGAGAAAUGAUAGAAACUCGUCGCGAUCAAAGCUUAAUUUUCAUCGGGCGAUCCGGUUCUGGCAAAACUACGAGUUUGAAACAUGCUCUGUACUAUUUAGCAUUAGCAGCUGGUUCUAAUAAAAAAAUUUUGACUGUAGAAAAAGUGAGCGCUCUAAGCACUAUUCUGGAAGCAUUUGGAAAUGCACAAACAUGUCUUAAUUACAAUGCAACGAAAUGCACCCAAAUUUUCAGUUUAGAUUUCGACAACUAUGGACAGUUAAUUUCUGCUUCGGUACAAAUAUUACUUUUAGAGAAAAUUAAAAUUAGAAGACAAUACGAAAUUGAGCAACAUACAUUCCACGUAUUUUCACGUUUACUACUCGGUGCUGAAGGACAUCUCCAGAAAGAACUGUAUCUGGAAAAUGAUGGCUUUCCCAACAAUCUCUUCAUAAAGCUAUCCGAUAAACUUGAGGAUAAACAAAAAGCCUCAUGCGAUUUCUUCAAACUACAGCAGGCCUUCAAAGUACUCAAUAUGGAUCCGUCAUCAGUAAAAUCAGUUUGGUGUGUGCUCGCUGCAAUAUUUCAUCUGGGAAAUGCCAAUUGUACGAUAACAGGCACGCAAUCAAAUACACGAGUGCAGUUUGCUGAACCGUCACAUGCUAGAAAGGCAGCUACCCUAUUAGGAGUUUCGAUGGAGGAAUUGACAAACACAGUAUUUGCAAAUGCAAUUUCUGAGCAACCGGGUGUGCAGGAUAUACUCACAUCUGCUUUGGAUAGUUUAGAAGCUCUAGUGGUUGGAUUAUAUUCUGAAACUGUAUCAGCAGUUGUAGCUUUAUUGAACAAAGCACUUACAACAUCCAAUGCAACAACAGCAUCUAUUUUAUUAGUAGAUAUGCCAGGGUUUCAAAAUCCUUCCGAUUAUGAUGUGCAAAACGAAGCAUCGCUUUCUGAUUUAAAACAUAAUUACUUACAAGAACGGUUACAAUCACUUUUCCACCAUGUUGCCGUCGAUAUACCUCUCAACCGAUAUGCACAAGAGCUAGUAGAAAUAGGGUAUGAGCCUCUUCAUGAAACAUGUUCAACUUCUUUAAUAAAUUUACUCGAUAAAACACCACAAACCCAUGUAGUGCGUACCUCGCAAAACAAACGGGAUCAGGAUAGACGUGGUUUGUUAUGGAUGUUGGAUGAAGAAAUCAUGUAUCCCAAUGCUAGCGAUGAUACAUUUUUGGAAAGAUUGUUCUCCUCUUACUCUGAUCGGGAGAGCCAGAUGCUGCUGGAAAAGGGACCGAAAGAGCACCAAUUUAUUCUACAACAUAUGCAAGGAACAAAUCCUGUAACAUAUAAUUCAUUAGGCUGGCUUAAAGAAAGUCAUGAACAUCCAACAACUAGUAAAGCUGCUAGCUUACUUCAAGUAAGUUCAAAGCCAGAAAUUAAUAGUCUUGUUACAGUUUGCUUCAGACGCAGCGGAAGUGCAGUUCAUUUUAGUUCUAUUGUUUGUCCUGAUGACAAUAAAUCUUUGCGGCGUGUUUCAAGUAUAAGACGAUCGUUCGCAUCGAGUGGAGUAAAGCGAAAUUCGCUAAUGAUGCGAGUUAAGUUCACUGUGGAUAAUAUUAUCGACACUUUAAGACGAACCGGAACACAUUUCACUCAAUGUUUCAUAUUCCAUAAUAAUUCUGGAACAACUGGAUACGUGCAUUCAAAUACCAAAGGAAUACAUAAUAAAGAAAUUUUAAACAUUUCGCUUCUACGAAAUCAGUUACGAGGAUCGGGAGUAUUACAAUCUUCACGUUUAUAUCGUUCAGGAUUUCCAAUAAGUGUACCAUUAUCCGAAUUCGUUUGCCGUUUCGGAUUGCUUGGUGAUGCUGGUGGAAAUUUGACAGUUCAAAAUAUUUUGAACUUUAACGAAAUAGACUCAUCUGUUUAUCGAAUUGGUACUAGUCAGGUGAUGUUUCGCCCUAAUGUGUUGAGCCAACUUGAAGGAAAACGCGAUGAGUUGCUGUCUGAACGUAUUACACGACUACAGGCUUUCUGUCGAGGAUAUCAAGCAAGGCGAAGGCUUACCAAAAGACGCAUCCAGGAAUUAGCUGUUCAAUGUAUUCAACGAAAUGUGCGUGCUUUUCUCAGGGUGAAGGAAUGGCCAUGGUGGCGAUUAUUCGUGAAAGUUUCGCCCUUGUUGAAUGUGCAUCGAACCGAAGAACAACUUGCAAUUGCGAUCAAUGAAUUGCAGCUUAUGAAGAAAAAAAUCGAAAAAUUGGAAAGCGAGAGGAACGAGCUUAAAGCUGACAACCAAAUACUGGAACAGAAGCUCUCGGAAGUGGCGUCCGAACUUACAGAGGAGCAUUCGUCAUCGAAUUUGAUAAGCGAGAGGUUAGAAGCAGAAACGAAAGAAAGGCUGAGGCUUGAGAAGGAUGUUAAAGCACAUCAAACUAUGUAUAAAAACUUGCAGGAGUCGGCUGAAAAAUUGGAGUUGGAAUUAUUGUGUGCAAAAUCAGAUUUGAGCGGAGGUAUACCUGACUAUUUUGAAAAUGAUGAAGUUGGUGUCAACGUAUAUCGAUUGAAGUACGAGCGAGCUCUACGUGAACUAGAAUUUACAAAAAAACGAUUACAAACACAACAUGAGCAUGAUCUGGAGCAACUUGUUGGUUUGAAAAAGCAGUUGGAGAAAAAGCUAGCUGAUUCCUACGAUGAGGUUGAGGGACAACGGAAAGCAGUCGGCGAGUGGAAGCGUAAAGCUCAGAAAAUGACGAAUGAAAUGAAUGACUUACGCAUGCUGUUAGAUGAACAAAGCAGCAGGAACAAUUUGUUGGAAAAGCGACAUAAAAAAUUUGAUUCUGAGUUUCAAGUUUUACAAGACACUAUACGCCAAGAAAAACAAGCUCGUGAAAGGCUAUCCCGUGAAAAAGAUUUUCUUUUUGCAGAAAAAUCUACGCUCGAGCAAACAAUUUCGGAUGUGCGGCAUGAGCUUGAAUUAAAGGAAGAAAAAUAUGGAGUGUUACAACAAGAGUUGGCAGAAAUGACUUUUGAAGGCAUCACGGAAGAAGAAAUUGCCAAUUUAAAGCGUCAGAAGAUGGAACUGCUGCGUAGAUGUAAGGAACAAGAAGAAGAUCUUGAUGAAAUGGCUGCACAAAUCCAGAUUUUGGAGCAAGUUAAGCUACGUCUAGAAAUGUCCUUAGAAACUGUCCGAAAAGAAUCUCGUAAAGAGACUCAACAACGCGAAGAUGAAAUUGAGGAAAUACGCAGUAAUUGUUACAAAAAAAUCAAGUCAUUGGAAUGCCAACUAGAGCAAGAGCACGAAGAACGAACCGUAAUGUUGCGAGAAAAACAUGAACUAGAAAGGCGUCUAAGAUCUAUUGAAGAAAAUGAAAGAGCAGAACAGGUAGCAGAAGAAACAGUAAUACAAAAGUUAAAGCGUGAAUUAAGGAAAAAUAAGGCCCUUCUUCGUGAUGCACAAUGCCAAUUGGAGUCUAUUAGAGGUGAUUCUGUCCUAAAAACUCAAUUGCGUCAAUUACGGCAUCAGUUAGAAGAUGCUGAAUUUGCUCGAAAUGCAGCUAUGAAAGCACGUAAAUUGGCAGAAAACGAGCUGCAAGAUAUACAGCUGGUCCUUGAAGAAACUCAACGAGCACGUGUGGAUGCUGAAGAAAAAUAUAAUUUAAAUUCACGUGAACGGAAUGAACUUCAGGCUCAAAUAGAUGAGAAUGAAGAAGAAAUGGCUGAAUUGAUGAAAAAAUAUAGCGCCACUAUCAAACAGCUUAGUUUCGAUCAAAGCAUAAUAGCAGACUACGAGAUACGUGUUAAUGAGUUGGAAGCAGAAAAAAAGUCUCUUAAAGAGAAUAUUACGGAGUUGACAUCACGAUUAUCAUGCGUAGAAAACAUGGGCGAAUCUUCUACUAACAUUCAAGGGAAACGUCUGGAACUACGCAUCAAAGAACUAGAAUCACGUUUAGAAUUCGAACAAGCAACACGCAAUAGACUUGAAAUGCAAUUAAAUCGUCACAAAGAUUCUUUCGAAAAGGCUCAAAAUGAACUGAGUCAAAUUCGCAGCAAUGAAAUAAAUGCACAAGAAGCACUGAAAAAAUCACAAAAAACAAUUCGUGACUUACGGGAAGAAUUAAGCAUACUAACAAACAAAGAACAAGAAAGUUCUUCAAAACGAAAAUCUCUUGAAACACAAUUAGAAUCCGUAGAGGCAGAGUGCAAUUCAACUCGUGCUGAUUUACGGCUAGCUUUGCAGCGAAUAUCCGAUUUACAACAAGCUAUGGACGAUGAUGCAUCCUAUCAUUUUGGAAGUGACACCGAUGAUUCAAUGGAUACGGAAAGUGGUUGCUACAAUCACAGUUCAGUUCAUGUUGUGAUGGAUCCGAAGGAAACUGGAAGUUCUGUAGAUAUUAGUUGCAAUGAUGGUGAUUCGCCCAUAUAUACAAAAACGAAUAGUAAAGAAAAUUAAUCAGGGCACGUUAUCUUCGUUCUGCAGGCUUUCAUAAUAAUUCUAGUGAUAGUUAGGAGUUAUAAUCGAGCAGUUAACCUGGAUUUAUUCUUGCAUGCCAAGAAUGAUUAUACAGAUCAUGUGAUACACAUAGAUCGUUGAUUCGUUAUUUUGCAAGGUAUAUCGUGUAUAAUGUAUAGCGACACCAGUUGGAAGCCGGUAUCAUCGACAAUCGAUUUUUCUAAAAAUCUAUGCGUUGAACCUAACGUCGGGCAUAGUGCGCUGUGCGGCGGAUUUGGUGGACUACCCAGCGCACCUUGCCCGACGUUGCUCCGACGCAUAGGUUUGGAGAAAAUCCGUUCUUUGCGUGUCGAAAAUUCCGGUUUUCAACUGAGUGAAUAAUAUUAUUCCUUGAUUGCAAUCAUGGGCCGAUCUACCGUAAAGUGCCGUAACUCAGCGCAGCUAAGAUCCUAAUUUCGCGCAUAUAAAAAAAAUGUAUAAGAAAUCAAAAAUUAUAAUUAUUGGUAAUUUUAUGUAGAUCUGUAAUGUAUUAUCAUCAUAUAGCAAAAUGGAUAAAUGUCGAAACUUUCUCAAUAUGUGUUUAUGAAGUUUUGCGCGAAAAGCGCUGAAAUAGGCCACUUUGCUGUAGCUUUCAGAGCUAAAACAACGAAAACAAUUAAGAACAUGAAGUAAAAAUCUGUCUUGUUUUGCUUAAUAA